AUGCCUCGUCCACGACCACCCCCUACGCCCGGCAAUUCAACAGAUUUGAAGGCAAUAGAAAAGAAUAUUCAGCCGGAUCUCGAGACCGCUUUCGACCUACCUCCACCGGCAUUGCGUUCGCCCAAAUCAUUGACCCACACGUCCUCGAAAGGCUCCGCUCCCCCGUCCACGAUCCCCAAACAACGAACUCCUCCGGUGUCACCAAAGGACAAGUCUUUUGCAUCUGAGCCCCGAAACAAGAGAACCGCCUCAGGCAUGAUUAAAUCCAAUGGCGGUGCGGAGGCGUCACAGUUGUCCCGCAACUCAAACCCUUCUCAUGGCCUCCCCCCUCCUCCUAGUCGUGCUCGCAAGAUCAUACAAAUGAAACCAAAGUCGACUUCGACGCAACAUCAGCCUUCUCCGGAUAGUGACGCAAGCUAUCACCCUCCAGGCAGUGUCGGCACCGUCGGAACAUCCAAAGCCAAUGCUAGCACCGCAGCCAAUACCUCAACCACCUCGAAGCGGAAACAGGCGACAGCUUCUAGUGCUGCCGGCCGCAAGAUUGCCCGCAAAACAGCACAUAGCAUCAUCGAACGCCGGCGUCGGAGCAAGAUGAAUGAAGAAUUCGGUGUGCUCAAGGACAUGAUACCUGCAUGUGAAGGGGUGGAAAUGCACAAACUGGCCAUCCUCCAAGCAGGUAUCGAAUACCUGAGAUAUCUAGAAGGGUGUGUUGCACAAUUGAAAGUUGGCAAGGGCAAGGCUCAAAAGAACGAUGACGAAGCGCGCGACAUGCCCAAAGCCUUGAACAUUGUCAUCAGAGACGAAGAGUAUGACGAUGAAGAUGAAGAAGAAAUGGACGACGAGCAGCCAGAGACAGCAGCACCAUAUUCGUCGCAUACUCAGCCUGGACGUCAGCACAACACAUCGUCUAUCCCGCCGAGCGAAUGGCAGUUUCGUGACGCACGCACAGGAUCCAUUGCAUCUGCAGGAAGUUCAGCAUAUCCAUCGCCAUACUUACACGCAAUGCCAGGUCAAGGGCAAUCAGAAGAGCAACCGCAAAUCAAGCUGCGCCCUGGUCCCAGUCCUGCCGCUGGUUUCGGCUCAUAUUCUGGAUCGCUCAACCACGUGCCCACCGGCAGCGCAAACCCAAGUAAUCCCAGCGCAACGCCGACGCCGACACUCCUGAGUCCUGCGUUCAACUCAAUUCACUUCUCGCCGGAAUUGACAAGGUUGCCCACCAAUGACGGAAGUCGAAUGAUGCAAUCAUCAACACCAUGGAUGUCGAUCAACAGCAGCAGCCAGAGGCCUAGUCCACAGAUGCAACCUCUGCCCAGCCCCAAGACGGCCAUUCACUUACCUCUUCCCCCAUUGUCUCAAAUGACGGCUUUGCAACUACCCCAGGCGCAAACAUCUACGGCGGGGCGAGCCAGUGUUUCCGAGGAAAGCGGAAGAGACUACAGCAAUAGCAUCAGCAUUGGCGAAAUAUCCGAGACCAACGGCACAGCCGAAGCCACUGCAUCUGCUGCAUUGAUGAUGUUGACGACUGAUUGGCGCCACAGCGUGGGUAUUGGGGGUGGUGUCGGCUCAGGCAAUGGACAAGGCGGUGCUGGACAGGGGAAAGAUCGAGGAAAGGGUAUGAGUGUUCAUGACUUGUUGAGUUCAUGA
Exophiala mesophila is the source of this 1644-nucleotide messenger RNA. RefSeq lists its product as uncharacterized. Gene Ontology annotation, molecular function: protein dimerization activity. The coding region runs from base 1 to 1644 and encodes 547 amino acids. The transcript has a single exon. NCBI's taxonomy places the organism in Eukaryota, Fungi, Ascomycota, Eurotiomycetes, Chaetothyriales, Herpotrichiellaceae. The record is from RefSeq and is a predicted model, not a curated record.